Molecule: messenger RNA, 1647 nt
Organism: Tuber melanosporum (Perigord truffle)
Lineage: Eukaryota; Fungi; Ascomycota; Pezizomycetes; Pezizales; Tuberaceae
Exons: 5
Coding region: 73-1431 (452 amino acids)
Biological process (GO): oxalate metabolic process
Source: RefSeq, a predicted model, not a curated record
UCUUCGCAUCCUACAUCCACCAUGUCCCCAAAGUACUAUCUUCUCCCUCUAUUUCUUAGGCUCGUUGCGGUAAUGUCUGCUCCGGCCCCGCCCCUUUCACAGGCUGCUACCAAGACAUAUGCAGUCUCGGGGGAUCUCCGAGGGCCCACGUCCCUACGGGGGUAUGACCCGGAGCUUCCAUUUGCAACGGAGAGCGCAAACCGAGCGCCAGUGCAGCUUGCACCUGGGCAAGAUGAAGAUGAUCCGGAGGGUCGUAUUCUAAACUUUGAGAAUGUUACCGAACCGCAGCCAUUGAGAGGUACCCGCGGUGGUACAAUUGCCAGCAAUCAUGAUGUCGAGCUCGAGAAGUUACACCCAGACUCCUUCGCACCACCGACAACAGAUCAUGGUGCUGUCAAACAGGCGGAGUGGCCUCUUGGGUUGAGCCAUGUCAAGCUCGGAUUGGAGAGAGCUGGAUGGAGUCGACAGCAGAACAUCAAUGUGCUACCUUCUGCCACAGAAAUGGCCGGCGUCAACAUGAGACUUGAGGCAGGAGGAUACCGUGAAUUACACUGCAAGUCACGCCAUUGGGCCCUGAUGUUGAAUGGAUCAGCUAGAAUCCAGGCUAUGAAUGUCGACGGUCAGACAUUCAUCGAUGAUGUCACCAAGGGAGAUGUUUGGUUCUUUCCUAGUGGUGUACCCCACUCCAUUCAAGGCCUCGAGAACGGAACCGAGUUCUUGUUGGUCUUCGACGACGGCGAAUUCUCUGAGGAUAGCACCUUCCUUGUCUCCGAGACAUUUGCACUCAAUCCUAAAGAGGUCCUUACCAAGAACUUCCAGCUUCCCGAAAGAGCCUUCGACGAUAUCCCAGAGGGCGAGCUAUUCAUUUUCCCGGGCACCGAAGCACCGGAAGAUAUCAAGAAGCAAAAUGUCACCGGCCCAGCUGGUAUCAUUCCCAACAAGGAAAGCUACUCUUACCACUGGUCCCUGCAAAAGCCGAUCAAGGCGCCCGGGGGAACCGUCAAGAUCCUCGACUCCAAUACAUUCCCCAUUGCUGAGAAUUUCGCUGCUGCCCUCGUAACCAUCAAGCCCGGAGCCAUUCGUGAGAUUCAUUGGCACCCGGACUCGGAUGAAUGGUCAUAUUUCUUGUCUGGAACUGCGCGCCUCACAAUCUACGCAGCCCAAGGGAACUCCCGAACCUUCGAUUUCAGGACGGGUGACGUUGGAUACAUCCCCAAGAGUCAGACUCAUUACAUCGAAAAUACCGGAACCGAAGACGUCAUUGUCCUAGAGGUCCUCCAGGCAAAGAGGUUCACCGACUUUAGUGUCGGUCAAUGGCUCGCUCUCACUCCACCCCAGGUUGUCCAAGACACACUACACCUCAGCGACGAGUCCAUAUCCCAGCUUUCCAAGGACAAGCCAUUUAUCGUAGAUGGACCCAUACCGGAAUAAUUGGGGUAUCUGAGCGGUGUCUUCCCGUUUUUUUUUUUGAGGAAUCUCUAUAAACUCUGAUCAUUAUUUUGUCCGUACGACUAUGCCAGACCUUAUAUUCCUUCCCAUAAUUAUCUUUUCCCUUCCCUUUGAGAGCCCGGGGUGAGGAUUUGCUAUCGUGUGCAUGUAUUUAUCCAAGGUCUGCUAUGCGCGAGACAUGCUUAGUUACCCACCGUA